This is a messenger RNA of Endocarpon pusillum Z07020, 1587 nucleotides long. RefSeq lists its product as uncharacterized. Bases 1 to 1587 code for a protein of 528 amino acids. Lineage: Eukaryota; Fungi; Ascomycota; Eurotiomycetes; Verrucariales; Verrucariaceae. Gene Ontology annotation, cellular component: mating projection tip. The record is from RefSeq and is a predicted model, not a curated record. The transcript has 2 exons. Gene Ontology annotation, biological process: regulation of fungal-type cell wall biogenesis.
AUGGCUGCCAAUUCCUUGGGCCAGGCAUGGCACUCCUUCUGGCAUACUAUGACCUCCAAAGACCGGCACGCUUCGCACGACUCGCCCUAUCGCACUGGCCAACACGUUCCCCUUAAUCAGAACCGACACGCUCCAUUGACAUCUAUUGCUACAAGUGCCACCGAAUCCCGACCUGAUCUUGCCUCUCCCUACGAUGAACAAUUUUCUCAGCCGCCAUCUGCCUCCUUAAAUGGCUGGCCUGGUACUCCAGGAUCUGCACAUUCUCCUUCUAGGCCAUACUCUCCGGGGAUGAGGUCGUUGAUCGGCAAAUCAGCCCUGGCACCCGAUCAAGAGGGGGUCAGUCCUGGUGAGAUCCAGAUGCAGAACUUUGCCGAUGGCGGCCCACCAGCUCCACCCGCUUCACAUUCGUGGAAGAAGAUAGACCGGUGGGUGGAGAAGAAUUACGAAGAGCUCUACGAUCAGCUAGGGGACGGAUGUACCCAGAAUGACAUCAACGAACUCGAGCAUGAGUUGGAUUGUUCUCUGCCCCAAGAUGUCCGCGACUCACUAUGUAUUCAUGAUGGCCAAGAGCGCGGUGGGAGACCUACCGGUAUCAUAUUUGGCUGCAUGCUCUUAGACUGCGAAGAAAUCGUUCAAGAAUGGAAGAACUGGAGAGUGGUCAAUGAGGAGUAUUUGAGUGGCCAGUCACAACCGCAAUCACACUAUCCCCUGAAAGGACCGAACGCUGCAUCUUCUUCUACCUCAAAUCUGUCACAGAAUGGCACCAGCAAGAUGUGGCGGCAGGAGCUACUGGAUCGACAAGACUCACAGCCACCCAAGGCCAUUCAAAAAGCCUACGCACACCCAAGCUGGAUUCCUCUUGCAAGAGAUUGGGGCGGAAACAACAUCGCGGUAGAUCUUGCACCUGGUCCAAUGGGAAAAUGGGGUCAAGUCAUUCUCUUUGGCCGCGACUACGAUUGCAAGUACGUGAUUUCUCGAUCUUGGGGCGUGUUCCUCUCUGUGGUCGCAGAUGAUAUGGAAAGCGACAAGGUUUUUGUGGACGAAGAAAGCGGUGAGCUGAAGCUACGAGAGUUCAAGGCACAGAAUGUCGAACCGGGAUACCUGGACAUUCUACGGUGGAGAGCAGAUCAAAGAUAUGGUCAGCGGAGGCCCAAAAAGAUGCCCUUGAAUCUUAACACCAAUCUCGGAAAGUCACCACGCGAGUCUCCUUACACCAGUCCGACAAUCGGCAAUGAUGAAGGUGGACGAGGUCGUUCUCCGCAUCGUUUCACAAGAGGUCCGAACGCUAGUCCACGGACACAGAUUGGUAGUCCGCUAGCUCGUCACCACGAGGAGGUGAUAGCACCGAUUCCGGUACGUGCUGGUGGUGACGUUGUCAAAGAUUUUGCCUCUGCUCCAGAAGUCAUCAAGGCUGUAAGAACGGAGAAACUGAUCGAUGCCCCUACCCCAACCGUAGGAGUGGAUGUGAACAAGCCUAACUUCCAACCCGAUACACCGAAGCCAGUGGUCGACCAAGACACAGAGAAGAAGCCAGCGGCUGGUCUAGGAGUUGAUGGAGCCGAUGAGCUGAAGAGUGUGCAGAUCUAA